Messenger RNA from Symbiodinium necroappetens, 2079 nucleotides. The record is from the annotation of a GenBank genome assembly. Lineage: Eukaryota; Dinophyceae; Suessiales; Symbiodiniaceae.
AUGCCGAAGGCCCGUCGGGAAGAGCUAGGCCAGGAGGGUGGUUCCUGGCAGCCACCGAUCUCCACCUACGGCUGGUCCAGCAGACGAUCGAGCUGGACUUCCAACGCCACCGAGAACGAGGAGACCGAGACCUCGACAGCGGAGCCCACCGAGGAGACGUGGGCACCAACAACAGCUUCCUGGAAUUCCUGGGGAUGGAAUUCCUACGGCAGCUGGAGCGGCUACCCCAGCUAUGGCUAUCAAUCGUGGACAUGGCACCGAGACCGAGCUUCGGAGGCGGAGGCUGCCGCUUCCACCAUCGAGAUCCUGCCGGAGUUCGUCCAAGCUUGGUACCUGCUGGCAGAUGCUGGGUUGACCACGUACGAGCGGAACCUCAUCCAUACGGCUGUGGCUGGCGAGUAUACACUCGCUAGGGUGUCCCACGAACUAAGAACACAACAUGGAGAUGUGGAACACCGACGGCGAGAGCAGGGCGGCCAGGCCUUCAUGGGCGACGAGAUCCUCGACGAGGCCUACGAGGCGAACGAUGCCGAGAUCGAGGAGCCCGCCAUCGACCUGGACAGCUUGAACGAAGAAGGCUCGGCGCUGUGGGCCGAGAACCAGGCGGAGAUUGAGUCUGCCUACGCGGUGAUGCGCGAAGCCAGGCGCACCUUGAAGAUGGCGCGCGAGAAGCAGCACCAGGUGAAGAUGGCCCGGAAGUACUUCCAGCCCAAGGACUCCGGACCUAAGGACGAUUCCAAUAUGACAUGUCUGCGAUGUGGGAAGAUUGGGCACCGAGCUCGCAACUGCCCAGUGGCAGCUUCGAGCUCCUCCACCAGCGGCGGCACCAAGCAGAUGGCUCCUUUCGUCUGCUACGCGGAGACGCAGGAAGAGGCGCUCACGGCGGGGCCCACGACACAGGAAGCUAUCCAGGAUGGCUACUGUGUGGUAGACGGAGGAGCCACUCGAACCUUGGGCUCCGUGAAAGCCCUCGAGCAGCUGUUCAAGAAGAAUGUGGAGCGCUACGGGGAGGACAGAGUGCAGAGUGUUGACUUGAAGGACCGCCCCACCUUCGGCUUCGGGAACUCCACGGAAGGGCAGUGCCUCUCCACCAUCCACCUCGGCGUGAACGCGGCAGGCCAGCGAGGCAAGAUCGUGGUGCACGCAUUGGAUGAAGGAGAAGGCCCUGUGUUGUUUUCCAUUGAUGCGCUUCGGACAAGGCCCUUCCUCCACGCCUACCAGAGAGCUAUGAUGAAGAUGAACCAAGCACAACUUCGCGAGGCCAUCCUUGCCAGGGGCGAGGAAGCACCGCGGGAGUGGAGCAAUGUGGAGCUGCGCGAUCGCCUCACAGAGUUGAUGGAGCUGGGAGGCGAGACAGUGGGCAAUGCGCGGAAGACCGACUUGAGACAGUGGAUCAGCGACCUCAACAAGGCGAGCCGGAAAAAGGAGCAGUUGAAGAACUUUUGCGAGGAGCGCCUCAAGAUCACGCUCCAGGGCAACGAGACGAUACCUAUGUUGCAGAAGCGAGCGACCAAGGUGAUCUACGAGGUGUCCAUCGCGAACGCGCUGGACCCGGUCGGCUUCGGCAAGUUCUCGACGAUGACGUAUGGACAAGUUCGCCGCGAACAACCCCAGUACUCUCGCUGGGUGCAAGAGACCCUUCUCGAGGGAGGAAACUCCUGCGACUACCGGUUGAUCCGCCUGGGCACAUGGCUGAUGAACCAGCCGGACGAGGACGUCGAGGAGGAGAAGGCGACCAGCCACCCGGCAGCCAAGACACCGGCACGAGCGGCUCCCAAGGCAUGGGCGCCACCGAAGGCCAAAGGCAUCAAGACUGGCAAGGGCUACAACGAGAAGAUCAACACCUCCGGCGGGGGAGGUUCCAGCGGGGAUGCACCUGCCGCUUCCAGCAGUGCCGGCGACCAUCAGAAGAACCAGGCGGACCAGAUGAAGAUCAUGAUGGAGACAAUGAUGGCAAUGAAGGAAGAGAUCCAGCAGUUGCGCGAGAACCAGAAUGUGGAGGAACCCCGACGCAAAAAGAAGGAGGACUCCGAGGCUGGGACAACGGAGAACAGCUACGCAGUGGUGAUGGACCCGUGA